This is a messenger RNA of Humulus lupulus (European hop), 972 nucleotides long. RefSeq lists its product as uncharacterized. Lineage: Eukaryota; Viridiplantae; Streptophyta; Magnoliopsida; Rosales; Cannabaceae. The record is from RefSeq and is a predicted model, not a curated record. Bases 1 to 972 code for a protein of 323 amino acids. The transcript has a single exon.
AUGGCUGUCACCCGAAGUGGUCUUGCUACUGAUGAUUCGACUGAAGCUCAAAAUUUUUUGACCGAAGCCACUCGUCCUGUGAUGUCUAACCCAAGUUCUUCCUCGUACAAAGAUGAAAGCCGUAAUCCUUAUCAUCUCGGUCAUGGUGAUCAUCCGAGUGUCAACUUAGUUCCAAAGAUCCUCACUGGGGGUGAAAACUAUAGUUCUUGGAGGAGAUCGAUGAUGGUGGCUCUUCUUGCUCGAAACAAGGUUCAGUUUGUGAAUGGCAAGCUUCAUCAACCCGAUCCAUCUCAUGAUGAUUAUGAUUCUUGGUGUAGAUGCAACAACACUGUCAUUUCUUGGAUCUUACAUGUUGUAUCUACUGAGAUAGUUGAUAGUAUAAUGUACCUUGAUGAUGCCUCCAUGAUUUGGAGUGACCUCUAUGAGCGAUUCCAUCAAAAUAAUGGUCCUAGGGUGUUUGAAGUUAAACGGACCAUGCAGGCUCUUACUCAGGGCAGUACUACCAUACAGACCUACUUCACACGACUCAAAAUUCUUUGGGAUUCGGUUCGUGAAUAUCGCCCUCAACUUGUUUGUCAUUGUGGCGCAAUGAAAACCAUCCUUGAAUAUCAAGAACAAGAUAGGGUACUUGAAUUUCUAGUGGGUCUCAAUGAUUCAUACUCUGUUGCACAGUCCCAAAUUCUUAUGCAAGAUCCCCUCCCAACCAUCAAUAAAGUUUACUCUACCCUCAUUCAAGAAGAGAGACAGAGAGGCCUUCAUUAUGCUCCUCCUGAACCCCAUGCACCAGUCUCCAUAACUCCUCAUCAUUUUGCUUCCAAUGCCCAAUUCAAUUGGUCCAAAGUGACAUGUACUCACUGUGGUCUCUCUGGUCAUACUAUAGCUAAAUGCUAUAAACUUCAUGGUUACCCCCUGGUCACAAAUUCCAUGGAAAAGGGCGUUUUACGGGCUCAUCCAAACCAACUGCUCAUAUGA